This is a messenger RNA of Oncorhynchus masou masou (cherry salmon), 7131 nucleotides long. Its product is annotated as SH2B adapter protein 3-like. Gene Ontology annotation, biological process: intracellular signal transduction. The coding region runs from base 241 to 2178 and encodes 645 amino acids. Gene Ontology annotation, cellular component: plasma membrane. Gene Ontology annotation, molecular function: transmembrane receptor protein tyrosine kinase adaptor activity. NCBI's taxonomy places the organism in Eukaryota, Metazoa, Chordata, Actinopteri, Salmoniformes, Salmonidae. The record is from RefSeq and is a predicted model, not a curated record. The transcript has 8 exons.
AGUCAGUUUCGUUCCUGAAAACACAUUCAACAUGCGAGAGAAAGCAACGGGCUUUUGGGCUUGCAGGUACAUUCUAAGUAUUUAUGUAUUAUUAUUAUGUACCGAAGUUUGUUUUAGUUAUUAUAAAUGUUUCACAACGCAUAUGGGUUAUGCUACGUCCACGUUUUUGGUAUGUCGUCGUGCUAUGGGUGCACAACCAAGAUAACAGAGAACUGAUUCUCAGCUGUUCUGGUUACUGCAAUGAAUGGUAACACUAUCCAUCAGGCUACGACCACAGCUUUGGUUGCAGUGCCUCGUGGCUGGAGGGAGUUCUGCGAGUUGCAUGCCAUUGCCACGGCCCGAGAACUAGCCAACCACUACCGGAACUUUGCCAGGGAGUGGCCAGUGCACGAUGUCGUCCCAGCGGACAGCUUCUCCAAGCAGUUCAGUGAGCUGUUCCAGCAGCACUUCCACAGUGAGGUGGCCAAAGAACUCCCUGCAUCGACCCCUCCCCCCAUGAUGGGCCGGCUCCACAUCACCACCUCCUCCGAGGCGCUGGACUACAGGGAGGCGGGCCGGUCUGGCGUUCUGGCCCCAAAGACGGAGCCCGUGCCGGUGAGCCGGGAGCAGGGGAACCCCAUCUGGUGCUCGGCAGCCAACCCGGUGCUACGAGCUCGAGCUCCCAUCCAGAGCCGCAGCCAGGAGGAGGUGACUGUGUCAGAGGGGCGGCCUGCGUCUGAACGGUACAUCCCCACCUCGACUUCCUUCACUGCUGCUGAAGUUACACACUUCUCCGUCAGCCAGAUCAGGAAAAGCGUGCGCCGUCUCUUUAAGAAGCACCCGCCCCUUCAGGACCUGCAGCCCAGCAGGCUGGUGGACAGGGGAAUGGGUGGGGCGCUGGAGGAAGUGAUGGCCUUAUCGUCGUCAGCGCUGACUGGGAACCCCUCCCACGAGACCACGCCCUCGGCCUCCCCCACGUCCACCCACUUCCUAGAACGGCUGAAUAGCAGGUUUGUCCGUAGGCAGAGUGGGAAGCGCAGGCCGCAGGCUGCAAGCAGCUGCAAGGAGGGCCAGCUGAAGUACCUGGUGGUUGACGACACUAUCUCGGACACACAGCAUCGCUGGCAGCGCUGCCGCCUGCUUGUGAGGAAGAUCAGAGAGGGCCUGGCAGGAGAGAGGUUCCAGCUGGAGCUCUACGACCCCCCCAAGGGCUCCAGUCCUAAACUGACAGCACGUUGCUCAGACAUCCUGGAGAUCCGCCGCUGCAACUGUCUGGAGAUGCCGGACAACACAAACACGUUUGUUCUAAAGGUUAAUAACUUUCCAGGUAGUCUCAUAUUUGAGACCGACAAUGACCAACAGGUCAGCUCCUGGACAACAGAAAUUAAAGAAUGGAUAAACAACAGGUCUGGAAGCGGGGAUUUGGAAUGCCUAACCUACCCUAUGGAUAAUGCUGCGACGGCCAACCGGAGAGGGAGCUCCGAGUCAGGGAGUCAGGGCUCUGCGACCUUUGCCCUCUCGGAGCAGGUGUACCAUAAGACUGACCACUUCCUGUGUUUGUACCCAUGGUUCCAUGGCCCCAUCUCGCGGGUCAAGGCGGCCCACCUGGUCCAGAACUCGGGCCUGGAGGGACACGGAGUCUUCCUGGUGAGGCAGAGUGAGACCCGCCGCGGAGACUAUGUCCUCACCUUCAACUACCAGGGCAAGGCCAAGCACCUGCGUCUGUCUCUGACAGAGUGUGGUCAGUGUAGGGUGCAGCAUCUGCGCUUCCCCUCCGUCAUGGACAUGCUCAGUCACUUCCGCCUCUACCCCAUACCCCUGGAGUGUGUCGCCGCCUGCGACGUCACCCUCACCAGCUUUGUGGUGGCCAAUUCUACCGCACAAGGUCAGAGUUCAUCCGCUGUCCUGGUUCCUUUCUCCCUGCACCGCUGGAGCUCCGAACCCAGCCUAGCCCACUGCAGCCCCAGCCUGCUCCCCUCUCCAGACCCCCUUCCCCAGCCCAGGCUCCCUCUCCUACGCCCUGCGCCCUUCCCAGACCUUUCCACCUCGGGUCCCCUGCGUCGGAGCGAGUCUGUGGGCCGCAGACCUAUUCUGCGUCACCCCAACCCCCACCUCCUCACUCAACGGGACUCCGACUACGAACUGGAGCCAGACAGAGGCCGCAAGCGGGCCAUCGACAACCAGUACAUGUUCCUCUAAUUGGUGGACUCCCGGUCACAGCCGACCCAGUGGUGGCUCGGAGACUCCAAAUGAGCGAAGGACAGACUCAUGAGUGAACGUGUAUGCCACAGUGGAGGUCUGUCUCGUGGGCUGGGUGUCAGAGGUCCGACCCGAGUGUCCAUUGUGAAUGUAUUUCUUAGGAAAGUGCCUAAUCUUGUUAUGAUUGUCAUUUUCUGAAGCGGCUGUCGUGGUCCUUCUAAGGGACGUUGCUACAUGGGAGUGAGUGGCGCUGGUAUGGAAGGUCUUCCUUCAGUCCCUCCCUUCUAUAGGGGUCUGUUCACUCCCUCCACACAUACACUCCAUUUAAGUGAAUUCUAAUGUUCUUUGAUACCCUGUGUAUUAGUGUAUCUCAAAUGCACACAUUGUAUACUUUUAAACACUGUGUAUUUUAGUACGCAGACUAUUUUUGUAGGAAUAUGAAGGUGUUGAAAAAUAAAUAAUUUAAAAAAACUUAACUGUGAUGAGCUUAGGGCUGUUACGGUGACGUCAUGACCACAGUCAAAUUCCAUGUGCCUUCUCAAACUGUGCUCUGAUGGUUAGUAGCCUACCAAACGUGCCAGUCGCUCAGCACUAUUGUCCCUCUAAUCACCAACAUCAAUUCAAAUCAAACACUUCAUGAGCUCAUGUUGCACAACAUUUUUAUAGGCUAUGCAAUUGCGUGAGAAAAGCGUCUUGAUGGCCUCUAAUAAACAGAGGCACACUAUAUUUCUCAACUUUCCUAAUAUUAAGCACAUUGCUUCUCUUCACAACAUGAGUAUAGCCUAACUGGCUGUAAUGAAAAUGAACCACGGGAAAAGCAACCUCCAUUCGCUAUUUUAAGUGCGUAGAUUACAUAUUUUUCCCCCCCCUCUUCCGACAGGUGCAAGAUAAUGGUCCAUCAUUAAGUAUAGGUAAAGACAAGAUUAGUCUGAUGGGUGACAAUAUUUGGCUAUCACUCAUGAAUGAUGCCCAGGGUGUGCAAUAAGGUAAGAAACAGAGCAUGUUUUGUUUUUUUGCAACUUUUUCUAAUCAUAGUCACACAUGUCAUGUAGCCUAGCCCAUGAUAAGAUUUGUAACUAAAGCACAUUAUUACGGAGACCAACUGACAUACACUACCGUUCAAAAGUUUGGGGUCACUUAGACGUCCUUGUUUUUGAAAGAAAAGCACUUUUUUGUCCGUUUUAAAAUAAAUUGAUCUGGAAUAUCUACAGAGGCCCAUUAUCAGCAACAAGCACUCCUGUGUUCCAAUGGCACGUUAGCUAAUCCAAGUUUAUAAUUUUAAAAGGCUAAUUGAUUAUUAGAAAACCUUUUUGCAAUUGUUAGCACAGCUGAAAACUGUUGUCCUGAUUAAAGCAGCAAUAAAACGGGCCUUUAGACUAGUUCAGUAUCUGGAGCAUCAGCAUUUGUGGGUUAGAUUACAGGCUCAAAAUGGCCAGAAACAAAGAACUUUCUUCUGAGAAAUGAAGGCAUUUCCAUGCGAGAAAUUGCCAAGAAACUGAAGAUCUCGUACAACAAUGAACUACUCCCUUCACAGAACAUUGCAAACUGGCUCUAACCAGAAUAGAAAGGAGUGAGACCCUGGUGCACAACUGAGCAAGAGGACAAGUACAUUUUGACAGCUUCAUUAAAUAAUACUCGCAAAGAGGCGACCCCGGGAUGCUGGCCUUCUAGGCAGAGUUCCUCUGUCCAGUGUCUGUUCUUUUGCCCAUCUUCUCUUUUUAUUUGCAACUCUGCCUAGAAGGCCAGCAUCCCAGAGUCGCCUCUUCACUGUUGACGUAGGUGUUUUGUUGGUACUAUUUAAUGAAGCUGUCUUUCUCGAACUUGACACUAAUGUACUUGUCCUCUUGCUCAGUUGUGCACCAGGGCCUCCCACUCCAAUCUGGUUAAAGCCAGUUUGCGCUAUUCUGUGAAGGAAGUAGUACACAGCAUUGUACGAGAUCUUCAUGAUUAGCUAACAACACAGGAGUGAUGGUUGCUUAUAAUGGGCCUCUGUAUGUAGAUAUGCCAUAACAAAAUCAGCCGUUUCCAGCUACAGUAGUCAUUUACAACAUAAACCAUGUCUACACUGUAUUUCUGAUCAAUUUGAUGUUACUUUAAUGGACAAAAGUGCUUUUCUUUAAAAACACAUGAGUGACCCCAAACUUUUGAACGGUAGUGUACAUCAAAAGUAACAUUGACAAAGUCAUCAAUAUUUGAGCACACAGAAUCCCAAACAAUGUGAGAUGUUCUCAUAAUUUACCAUAAAAAUGCACCUUUUUAUAAUAAAGCAUUACAUGUCUAAUCGCAUUUGCAGACUUAAUGUAAGAUGGAUUACUAUUUGUAAUGUGAUGAGUAGAUAGUUUAGGCAAAUAAUAUAACUGAAUCACUGUUGGUAAAACAAAAAAGACCGUUCAGUCCAUUACUGAGCACGUAUAGCAGGCCAAGGCUAUAUGGGAUACGUUUCGUCUUUGCAUGUGAAAAAUGUGGCCUUUUUAUAAAUGCAAUUCUACUACACUUCAUAUGGCGGGAGACAUUAGCAUCUUUUUUUAAUAGGACAAAUUAAAAUGAGUAGCCUACUCAGCUGACAGUGACCAUAUAAUAGGCCUACGAGAAGGGGUGAUAACUAACAAUUAGUCAUUUCACUGUCUUCUUACAACAUUAAUCAUUUACUUUCCAAACUGUUUUCCCGCAAUUGUAUUUUGAAAUAUUGCUAUAUGCCUGGCUUGGCCUCUAAUUUUCAGACAUUCGCAACUCAACAAAUAUCUGCCCAAAUUGUGAACUGCCUUUCCUUCCAAACAUAGGCAAUGCGAUUUAAAACAUUUUAUUUAUUAAUUAUUUAUGUUUCAGCAAAUUAGGCUAUAUAAUUUUGGCAAUUUUAAUUACAUUUACUUUGGGAGAAUCUUAGCUUCCCCUAUUAAAAAGGUAACUGCACGCGACCUCCAUAUGCUAGAGUGCAGGCUACAUGGGUUUUGUGGGCCAUAUUAAAUUGAGAAUAGGCUGAAGGGUGAGAUUAUCAAGUGCUUGUCAAAUUGUGAUUGAGAGACUGAAGUGUGCAGCCUGCACCAGAAACAGAGCUAAUGCCUUUCAUGCGACUAUUAAAAAUCAGAACAUGUCCCUACUAAAGUUGCAUUAAAAAAACUACCUAUAUGUUAACCACUCAUAGACUAGCCGCAUGUGCGCACUCCCUCAAGGAUAUUUUCUCCAUUCUAUAAAAUAAAUGCCACGAAAUUCCAAGCAUAUCUUGUCUGCUAAAUGAACUAGUGUAGCCCACAGCCAUAUCAGGGUCUAACAUAAGGACAACUCAGUAUGCUAUUCUGUUCUGAAAGACAUUCUUCAUAUCAUGUUUCUUUAGAACUAAAAUAGAUAAUGGAUUUAAUGUGAUGGUGUAACAGUCAAUUACCGUAGAGACCAGCAGUUAUUGGCUUGACAAUCACCAGCUGACAAUCUCAUGAUCUCCACAACCCUAAGAGGCUCAUAGUUGGGGUGUGUUGGUGCUGAACCUCAAGAGAUGACUGAAUAAAGGGUUUGGGAGGAGACAUGAAACCCAACCUAGUCUAUGGUUCUCAACACAUGAUACGACAGUUUGUCUACCCAAUAACAUUUACAUAACCCUUGUAAAAAAUAUCACUAUUGUACAUCAGUUGUAAAAAUCUGAAUGUGUACAGGGCCAAAGAUUAGCGUGUUAAUUUCCUAUCAGCAUGAAACAAAGGUUCUUACCUGUGCUCUCCAUCCCUACCAGGAAGUAACGGAUAACUCAUCCUGGUCCUUUCUGAAGGCAUUUUUGUUUGCAGAUGCUACAUUUGAAUGUUUGUCUAUGGCUUCUUAAUCAUCAAGCCCUAGAAAGCCGCCCUCACUAAGAACCCAUGUGGUGCCUUAACACUGUGUACGCAACCAUUCUGGUAUAAUUUGUUUAUUAAACACUUUCUGAAAAUUCUAACACACCCUUCACUUUUCUGUAUGUACGUCUUUCCCCUUGCUUAACACUAACUUAGCAGUGACACUUUAGUCAGCGACUCAACCUCGAUGUCAUGCAGUAUUUAUGGUAAUCAUAGGGUUUCCUGUUUAAGAAAUGCACAAAGGCAGGUUGAUCUCCUUAGACAUGAUCAGGAUAUUUUAUUUUCAUUGCAUAAUUGAGCUACAAAUGUAUCAAGGGUAUCUUCCAGUAUUGAAACUGACAUUAAGAGUUUAGGUGGUGGGGGGGGAUAGACAAUUGUAAAGUACGGUUGGUCUCCUGCACUUCAAUUUAAACUGAACCCAAACAUCUGCUCUGCAAAAGGAAAUCUACGGUAUCAGUCCCUCUCUGACCUGUAGAGACUGCUUUGCCUGAAAGCUGCUGUUGCUUUGAACCUCCGGGCCUGACGUUAGAAAUUAGUGCAAUAACAUUUCCCAUGAUUUGGCUUAUUGAACAAUGCUUUAUAUUGUGGCUUAACCUGUACAUUGGAGAAACAAACAAUUCAUACUUGGCAUCCAGCAAUAAAGAUCACCCCUACUCACGUCAGUGUCAUGGCAAGCGUUGAGUGCAUUCCAUCACUGCAGACAUGGGUAGCUCACUCUUCAACUGUCUGCACAUAUGUUUGUUUUAUACUCCCAAGGAAACAGUGCAAAUGGAUUGGCAUCAAACGCAUAGAAACCAUGUUUGAUGCCAUUGCCGCCUGCCAAUCCUCACCAAUUAAAAAAGUGCCUCCAACCUCCUGUGCUCAGGUAUUAGAACAUUUGCUUGCAAGCAUUUUAUUUUGGCCCCUCAGCGACGCCUUGGCUGACAUUGUACAUUUUGAGUUCAACUGAUGAAUGCAUGUCUUCUCAAUACUGUUGAUUCUAUUUAUGUAUUAGCACUGUAACAUUCCAUCACUAAGUAAACCACCCCAACGCUUUGUCGAUCUUUGAUCAAUUGUUACAUUUCCCUCAGCUAUAAGCAUUCUAAAUUUAUAUAAACUGUAUAUUUGACUUUUGGAAAAUAAAGCUAACCAAAACACA